This is a messenger RNA of Giardia duodenalis, 1245 nucleotides long. RefSeq lists its product as uncharacterized. Bases 1 to 1245 code for a protein of 414 amino acids. The record is from RefSeq and is a predicted model, not a curated record. The transcript has a single exon. NCBI's taxonomy places the organism in Eukaryota, Fornicata, Diplomonadida, Hexamitidae.
AUGGCUGAAACACAACCAAUGGAGCAAUCCAAGGCUUCUAGCGAAGCACAACAAGAAAAACAGGGCACCCAGGGGGUCAAAUUAUAUCCUGCAAAGUUCCAUCAACUAGUCCCAGAAGCCAAGUAUUUCAGCUUCUUGGUUCAGGCGCUUCCUAUUGUAUCAAUGGAUAGGCUCCGGAGAAUUUCCUCAGGCGGCAAGUAUGCCAACAGGUGUGUUAUUCAUCCAGCGGCCAUGGUUCUCUUCUCUCGAGGCCUGAACCUGAUCCUGGCACGGAUUAUUCUGAAUAGUAUCUUUGUCUAUGAUUCUUCUAGCACUCUCCGCUCCAUAAACCGCGACAUUUGCAUUGGAGCAGAUGAGGUCUUCGAAAUGGAUCCGUACCUGAACAAGUCCACCAUUGCCCGCGACUACCCCCUUAUGAAGAAUCUUCUCUACUCAUUGAAGGCCUCUGCCAUGAAGGAAGAGAGAGGCGGGGAGCGGGUUUCUAGGAGCUACGACGAAAGCAAUGAAGUAGAAAAGUUCAAGUCUAAGCUUCUUCUCCACUAUGUCUCCAAGUCUGAGCUGGGGAGUGGUUGCCGGUCCCUUGUCCUUUCACGAUAUGCCAAGAGCCUUACAACGGUUCACAUCCGCGAAGGUCUGCGCUUACAUGUCAGAUUUGCAGAUGUUCUACGUCUGCCGCGAGUAUAUGCGCUAUCCCAGAUGCCUCCGCGCCUCACAACAGAGCAGCUGGAUGUCCACCAGCUCUCCAUCAUUCCUUGCAUAAACUGGGUGCAGAUUUUGGUUUACAAUCUGCCAUAUAAAUAUGAGGUGAUGACACACAUUAGAAACGGAUACCUUAUGAGGCUCGUCACAGAGGGGUGGAUCAAGCUACAAGAUACCGCGUCCACAUCUCAAGGCAGCAACCCAAGAGGUGUAUUAGAUUUCUAUAACGCAGAUUCUAGCACAGAGUCGCGCAUAGGAGAGCUCGAAUGCAUCAUCCCAACGGACAGCAUAGAAUACAGCAUAUAUUUCUUGGUAGAUUACUGGAUCAGAAUGUCAUUCUUCUUUCACGUCACAGACUUUGAAAUCUGCAAUAAAGAUAGGCCACAACAGGAGCAAGAAUACACCCCGCAGAACUUUCCAAUGCACGUUCGCCCGCAGCUAAUAGACGGAAUAAGCAUCAGAAAACUGGAGGAAGCAUUGUUGAUGCGUUACAAUCUACCGAUUCCACGAGAGUAUGACAAUAUCCCAUACAUCGGCGAGGUCUAG